This is a messenger RNA of Phaeodactylum tricornutum CCAP 1055/1, 2976 nucleotides long. RefSeq lists its product with no specific name. The transcript has a single exon. Gene Ontology annotation, cellular component: U2-type post-mRNA release spliceosomal complex. The record is from RefSeq and is a predicted model, not a curated record. Gene Ontology annotation, biological process: spliceosomal complex disassembly. Bases 1 to 2976 code for a protein of 991 amino acids. NCBI's taxonomy places the organism in Eukaryota, Bacillariophyta, Bacillariophyceae, Surirellales, Neidiaceae. Gene Ontology annotation, molecular function: nucleic acid binding.
AUGUCCGACUCAGAGGAAGGCCUGCAUGAUGCUUCGUCAGACGACGGAAUGGAAAAACUACCAAAAUUGUAUCGCGCAAGUUGGAACAGUGGUAGCGAGAUGGAUGAUGAGCCUACAACUCGCCGUCGUCGCACUAAGGAUGAAGCAACGUACGGAAUAUUCAUGGACGACAGCGGUGACGACGAGAAAGGAGCUCGUGGUCACAAAAGUCGCAAACGUUCCAAUCGGGAACAAAGUCACAAAAAAACGAUCAACUGUGAGCAUGGACCGCCAAUGUUCAUUUCCGGCAAGUCCGAAGAUCCAGCACCUUUUCCGCCAACCGUCUCGAACGAAACGCAGACAAAAACUGUUUUGAAAUCUCAAAAAGGAACUACCGAAAUGGGGUCUGAAACACUCGCUUUCAUUCAAACGGCCGAAGAGCAAAAGCUACAGGCGCAGCGAGAAGCUGCAGAUCAAGAAUUUCAAAAGUUGCUUCUACUUGCUCGAGCGAAAAAGGGGAUAACGCGACUACAACAUCGAAUAGAUUCAGAAGUGCCGGCUGCUGGACUAGAAACUUCCGAGCGUGACCCAAACACUUUCUUUACCGGAGAUGAUAGACCCACGGGGUUGGGUUUUGGGAAAAGAGAACGAGUGUCGAAGCCACCGCCGAAACGCGAUCCGAACUUGGGUGCUUGGGAAAAGCAUACUAAAGGGAUUGGGAUGAAGCUACUUUCCAAAAUGGGCUACUCAGGUAGCGGAGGACUGGGAUCAAAGAAGCGCAAACGAGAUAGUAGCCUAUCGCGUCCUGUCGAAGUCAAAGUGCGACCAGCAAAUUUGGGUCUGGGCUUUGGUGGAUUCAAGGAAGCAACAAAAUUGAAAAGUAUUCGGAAAACCGAAGUUGAGGCUAAUGGGGUGGAGUUUUCUGAGAAUAUGGGCACUGUCCGCCUUGAUAUGCAUUCUUCGUCAAUUCCAUCAAAUGCACAAACCAGCUUAUUGCCGAGCACUAACGAUCUACUCAAGGAGCAAUCUUGGAGGAAGGUUGGACGCGGAGCUACAAAGAACAAGUUCAAACAAAAAACUGUCCCAUAUGAAGAUAUUCUAAAGAAAAUCAACACUGGACCUGCAGUCAUUCUUGAUCUGAGAGGUCCUGGCGCCGCCAAAACGACAGAUUCUGGGCUACCCAAGGAUUUGCAACUAGCUGACGAGCUACUAUACAACAUGACGCUUUUACGCAAUACCUAUGAAAACAAACUAUACUCGUCUUUGUAUUUUGUCAACUCAACAAAGCGAAAGCUGGAAAGUUUGCAGUCUGACAUUCAAAGUAUCGAUGAACGCCGGAUUUUGGCAAACGACCGCGCUGAUAAGCUUAUUCGGCUAGUGGACCUGCUGAAGGAGAUGCAGAUUUUGUUCGAAGACGGAAUCGACAGAAAUGAAUCUCAAAUACAAGGUUUGAUACUAGAAAUUGACGCGAUUUUUACAGUGGAAGAGAAAGAAUCUCUUCAGAUUUUAAACCUUAUCUUGCCAUCGCUCGUUGGUGAUCUUGUAUCAUCAAAGAUGGAGCAUUGGCAUCCUUUAAGAGAGGAGACAAAGUCGGCAGCUAACCUGAUUCGCUCCUUGUUGUCUAUUAGCGGCCUCGCCAAUUCAAACAGCACUCAUUUACAGUCAGAGAAUACGGCAUUACAGAAAAUUGUACUGAUAAACUACAUCAUUCCUCGAGUACAAAAAUCAUUCCAGUCUCCUCAAUGGGAUCCCGCCAGAGAUACCGAGAUUGCGCUUCGUUUUUAUGAAACGUUUCAAAGCAUACUGAUGGAUACAUUUAUCAUUGAAGAUCAAGAAAACUACAACAAGCCAGGCAAGGGAUCGGAUGAUCAAGUUUUCCCUAUGAUACACGUUGAUAAGGGCGCAGCUGUGAUAGAUCUCAUCCGCGACAAACUUAUCUACGAUUCGGUUUAUCCCAAGCUCAUGCGCUCAAUCAACGCGUGGAAACCAUUAUUGCACGACGAUAGACUUGCCAAUCCCCUCGAUCGUUUUGUGCUGCCGUGGGUUCCUCUCUUAGACCAUCGCUCACUAUUACCUACCCUCGUUUCUGACUGCAAAAAGAAACUUCGAAAUGGAUUGUCUUUUAUGCAGAAGCAACUCUCUGACGAUCUCCAGUUCACCAAAGCUUCUAUGGAAUUACUCAGCCCGUGGACUGGAGUACUUAAAGUGGAAAGCCUGCAAAGUAUGGUCUCGCACUUGGUUGCCCCACGGUUGGGAAGCUAUAUUCGCAACUCUACCAUCGAACGGGGCCCAGACCGGCCAUCCAACCUUGCUCUCAAAGUUGUGAACAAGCUCAAUUGCACUGGCCUUCUCGCUAAUCUUGAAAGUCUCACUUUGGUUGAAGAGUUAUUGGUCCGUUGGAGUCAGAGCAUGCAUCAGUGGCUCGAAGGUGCUUCGCACACAGAAAGGCAAGAUUUGAUAAAAACAUAUCUGGUUUGGAGGAACGGAAUUUUAUUUCCUGUACCGUCAGAUGGAAAAAAUAUUUUUGAUGCAUCCUGCUAUUUAUUCAGGCGAGACGAAACACUUUGCCGUAUUUUUUUCUCGAUAGCUUCGAUGUUCAAAACCGCUAAAGAUGAACGAUUCGCUGAGUUCUAUCCGCCUGCUGUGAACUAUCGUACAGCUCUCGCCCGCCGCGUAGUCGAAGACAGGCGCAAGGCAGCCGACGACUUGACCCGAUUGGAGAAUACUGGCGAUAUCAGCAUCGACACACGGGUUCGAUUAAACCGCAAGGGUCUUGUACCUACCUUUCGCGAUGUUGUUGAGCAGUAUGCCACGGAGCGUGGUAUACUAUUUCAACCUCGAUUGGGACACGGCUCGAAAAAAGACGGAAAACAAGUUUUCUUGUUCGGGGACGCACCUAUAUACAUGGACGCCAAUGUUAUUUACGUCUUUGCCAGUGGAGAUUGGAGACCGAUUUCGCUCGGUGACUUGGAAGCAAAAAUCACAGGGUCGGCAUGA